AUGACCCAAACCACAUUGUCUGCAGCCUUCAAGGGUAUGAUUUCCCAACAACAGGUCAUAAUUGACUACAUUGUUGGAGAUUUACAGCCUCUGAGUAAAGUGGAAAAGCCCUCCUUCAUCAGACUAGUGACUAGGGUUUUUACUGUUUCCUCCACAGUGUCUCCUCUAAGGGUCGUGCUGCUGGGGAAAACUAGUUCUGGAAAGAGUGCCUCAGGAAACACCAUCCUGGGGAGGGAAGCUUUUGAAAAGGACUUCUCACUUCAAUCUGUGACUAAAACGUGCAGUAAUCAACAUACUGUAGUGGAUGGUAGACAAAUUACAGUGAUUGAUACACCUGGAUUGUUUGAUACAGACAGGCCUAUGGAAGAGCUGAAGGGUGAACUGGAGAAGUGUGUUGAGAUGUCUGUGCCUGGGCCUCAUGCCUUCCUGCUGGUGAUCAGACUAGAUGCAAGGUUCACAGAGGAGGAGAGGAAUGCUGUGAAGUUGAUCCAGGAGAACUUUGGUGAGGGGGCGCUGAAGUACACUAUAGUGCUCCUCACUCAUGGGGAUGUGCUGGAGGGGAAACCAGUGGAGGAUAUUCUGUGCAAAAGUCCUUUUUUCAAAUUUCUUACUGAAUGUUGUGGGGGUAGAUAUCAUGUCUUCAACAAUCAGAGUAAAGACAGCACUCAGGUCAGAGACCUAAAGGAGAAAAUUGAGGCCAUGGUGAAGGAGAAUGGGGGAACAUGCUACACCAGAGAGAUGUACAACGAGGCGGAGAGAAGAAUAAGAGAAAAGGAGAGGCAGAAGGCAGAGGAAGAGGUGAAUGCCGCAAAAAGAAAGAUGGUUAUCGCGAAUACAUUGAAGGAGAACUUCGAAAAAGAGGUGCGUGACAUGAAAGAAUUGAGGCAGAAAUACGAAAAACUGAAGAGGCAAUUCGAAGAAGAGAAAGAAAGAUCCGGACUGCUGCUCAUGUAG
Clupea harengus (Atlantic herring) is the source of this 954-nucleotide messenger RNA. Its product is annotated as GTPase IMAP family member 7-like. The coding region runs from base 1 to 954 and encodes 317 amino acids. The record is from RefSeq and is a predicted model, not a curated record. The transcript is spliced from 3 exons. Lineage: Eukaryota; Metazoa; Chordata; Actinopteri; Clupeiformes; Clupeidae.